Molecule: messenger RNA, 2606 nt
Organism: Lontra canadensis (Northern American river otter)
Lineage: Eukaryota; Metazoa; Chordata; Mammalia; Carnivora; Mustelidae
Gene: WSCD2
Product: WSC domain containing 2
Exons: 9
Coding region: 912-2606 (564 amino acids)
Source: RefSeq, a predicted model, not a curated record
CUUCCACUUCGCGCCGCCGCCCGCCUCCCCGGCUCGCCGGCUGGCGUCGCCACCGCCUCCUCGUCCCCGGUCGCCGCUGUCGCCGCUGCUGCAAUCCAGGACGCACACUCUUGCACUUUCCCGCUGGCCGCGCGCAGGGUGGUCCCCUGCACCAGCCCCGAAGAGCAGCCCCCCCACCCCCGCCCCGCCCCGGACCCGGCCCGGAGCAGGCUUGGUGGCGAGAAAGGCGAUCCCGAGUCGGCUUUGCUGGAUGCCACUGCAGCGGCUGGCAGCGGGGAAGGCGCCCACGGAGCGGGCGCGCCGAGCGGGACGCGCGAGUCGCCGAGGGAGACCCCGGCGCCUGCUGGGCUCCGUUGGCAGAGUUUGCAAGUGGCCGAGACCCCCCUCAGGUCGCAGCUCCAAGCCUUAAUGCUUGAGCCGAUGGAAGCCCACCCACUUCUGUUUCCAUGAGGUGGACACGCUGAGCUUGGCUGCCAUCUGCAGAAGGGACCAGAAAACUGCCCUGAGUGAAAUCAUCCAGCCCUGACAGGCCUGAGGAGCCAGGAAGAGGCGAGAAGUGAGCUGGCAGAUUUCUCCUGCGAUUGCUGUGGUCAAAGUUCUUUGGGAACUCUCCAUGACAAAGAACAAGAUGUAGGAAAAUGGGACCAACUCCUGGAUGUUGGGCCUCUUUUGUGGCCCAGAGAAGCUCGCCUUGACCACAGGAGGGUCCUGUUCUCUUGGUCUCGGCCAAGUGCCAGACUUGGCCUUCUGCUCUGGUUUUGGCCAUCACUUUCACGGAGGAAAGAAGACUGCAGACCCCCAGGGGUUCCAUCCCUAAGGGAAGCUUGGGAAACGCAGCCCCCUCCUUCCCCUUCCUGAACCCCUGACCUACCAGCCGAACUCCCAGCGAGCCAGUCCGGAAUGAGCCUGCUAUGGCCAAGCUCUGGUUCAAAUUCCAGCGGUAUUUCCGCAGGAAGCCUGUGCGUUUCUUUACCUUCCUGGUGCUCUACCUGACGGCCGGGAGCCUGGUCUUCCUGCACUCUGGCUUUGUGGGCCAGCCGGCCGUCUCCCAGAGCCAGGCCAGCCCUGCCGCAGGGGUCCCGGCUGAGAGCGCCGAGCUGCCCUUCUUGGGCGACCUGCAUCUGGGCAGAGGUUUCCGGGACACGGGCGAAGCCUCCAGCAUUGCCCGCCGUUACGGACCCUGGUUCAAGGGCAAGGACGGGAGUGAGAGGACCAAGCUGAGUGACUACGGUGGAGCCUGGAGCCGAGCCCUCAAGGGGAGGAUCGUCCGGGAGAAGGAGGAGGAACGAGCCAAGUACAUCGGCUGCUACCUGGAUGACACCCAGAGCCGGGCCCUGCGAGGCGUGUCCUUUUUUGACUACAAGAAGAUGACCAUCUUCCGUUGCCAGGACAACUGCGCAGAACGGGGUUACCUGUAUGCCGGGCUGGAGUUCGGAGCCGAGUGCUACUGCGGCCACAAGAUCCAGGCGACAAACGUGAGCGAGGCCGAGUGUGACAUGGGAUGUAAGGGCGAGCGUGGCAGCGUGUGCGGUGGCGCCAACCGCCUCUCCGUCUACCGGCUGCAGCUGGCCCAGGAGUCUGCUCGCAGGUAUGGAAGCGCAGUCUUCCGAGGCUGCUUCCACAGACCUGACAACCUCUCCCUGGCCUUGCCCGUGACAGCUGCCAUGCCAAACAUGUCCGUGGAUAAGUGUGUGGACCUCUGCACCGAGAAGGAGUACCCGCUGGCCGCCCUCGCUGGCAAUGCCUGCCACUGCGGGUUCCCCACAACGCGAUUCCCCCUCCACGAGAGGGAGGACGAGCAGCUCUGUGCCCAGAAGUGUAGUGCAGAAGAAUUUGAGAGCUGCGGGACUCCCAGUUACUUCAUCGUGUACCAGACACAAGUCCAAGACAACCGCUGCAUGGACCGAAAGUUCCUCCCAGCCAAGUCCAAGCAGCUCAUCGCUCUGGCCAGCUUCCCCGGUGCCGGCAACACUUGGGCUCGCCACCUCAUUGAACUGGCCACCGGCUUCUACACCGGGAGCUAUUACUUCGACGGUUCCCUCUACAACAAAGGGUUCAAAGGCGAGCGGGACCACUGGCGCAGCGGCAGGACCAUCUGCAUCAAGACGCACGAAAGUGGCCAGAAGGAGAUUGAGGCCUUCGAUGCUGCCAUCCUGCUCAUUCGUAACCCCUACAAGGCGCUCAUGGCCGAGUUCAACCGCAAGUACGGCGGCCAUAUCGGUUUUGCUGCACACGCCCACUGGAAGGGCAAAGAGUGGCCGGAGUUUGUGAGGAACUACGCCCCGUGGUGGGCCACUCACACGCUGGAUUGGCUCAAGUUUGGCAAGAAGGUGCUGGUGGUGCACUUUGAGGACCUGAAGCAGGACCUCUUCGUCCAGCUGGGCCGCAUGGUGAGCCUGCUGGGCGUGGCCGUCAGGGAGGACCGGCUACUGUGCGUAGAGAGCCAGAAGGACGGCAACUUCAAGCGCUCGGGCCUCCGAAAGCUCGAGUAUGACCCCUACACGGCCGACAUGCAGAAGGUCAUCUCGGCCUACAUCAAGAUGGUGGACGCGGCCCUUAAGGGGAGGAACCUCACGGGCGUCCCUGACGACUACUACCCCAGAUGA